This is a messenger RNA of Ambispora gerdemannii, 5916 nucleotides long. Lineage: Eukaryota; Fungi; Glomeromycota; Glomeromycetes; Archaeosporales; Ambisporaceae. The record is from the annotation of a GenBank genome assembly.
AUGAUCACUUCUAUUCACUUUUGGCUGCGGUUUAUACCUUGUCCCUUAUCGCCAAUUUCUACUUUGGUCUCAGGGGCAUAUUACGAAUAUUGUGAAUGGAUAAAUGUAAAAGUAUAUAAUAAAUACGUCGAGAAAGAAACGGUAAAUUGUUCCUUAACACACGCGAAAUUUCCAAACGAUAAUAUGAAAAAUUGUUCGCCAAAAGAUACUAAUUAUAAUAUUCAUAGUAAUAGCAGUAAUAUGGAUUCAUUCCUUCAUUUGUGUUUUAUCACAAUGUGGUUGAGUAUCGCAUUUGUGAUAGGUGCUGCUGUAAUGAGUGAAAAUAAAAACGAAGAGAAAGUCAAGUCAAAGUCAUUAAAUGCAGGAAAUAAAUCAAAUUUACCACCAUUACAUGAUCAAAAAAAGAACGAUAAUUUUAUUAUAUUAAAUGUUGGUGGAAUAAAGUAUUAUACGUUACGCUCAACAUUAACUUCACAACCAGACUCAUUACUCGGAACAAUGUUUCAAGAUAGAAACGAAGAAUUACUUCAUCCAAUCAAUGGUAACGAAUACUUCAUCGAUCGGAAUGGACUCGCAUUUCACUACAUUCUCGAAUACUAUCGAACUGGAAAAAUAUCGUGGCCAAGCAAUAAUAACAAUUCAGCAUCCAUAGCGAACAAUAUGAGCACAAUCGAAGAGCUACAACAAGAAUUCGAUUACUUUCAAAUCCCAACAACUUUUACCGAUGUACCACAAGCUCAUAAAUCAGCCGCAUCUCUACUCGACGAAUUUAUCACAUCCCUCAAAGAUUCCGCGUAUGAGCCACUUUCGCGUUUUCACCCGGAAAUCGAAUUAAUCUUUUAUCGAGAUGGAACAGUGCCGUCAGUUAAUCCGAAAUGCGAUUCACCGUCAAUAUCGAGUAUUCAAUGGCGUUUUAAACUCGAAGGUUUCCGAAUGUUAGAUUUGUUUGGUGAGGAGAUCGAAUUCUAUUUGAGAGCUGCUUCGCCAGAUUUCAAUUUUACAGUAACGCCAGUUAGUGCAUAUGACGGAAGUAAAAACAUCGCUGGUUGGCGCAUUAUUAUGUCUACUAAACCGUUGGAUAAAUUAUCGCUUCAAGAUCUCGGCGUUAACGUCAGUAGUAUUGGAUUCAAUACCUUGACUAUGGAGUCUGACCGGUUCAUCUGUGUUCGCGAACAAAAUGGAAAUACAAACCAAGUCAUGAUAAUUGAACUAGCAGACACAGCGAACCUUCUCAAACGACCUAUAGGCGCUGACGCUGCAAUAAUGCAUCCUAAAGAGAAAAAACUCGCUUUAAAAGCAUCACGCCAAUUACAAGUGUUUAAUUUAGAGCUGAAAGCAAAAGUGAAGGCACAUAAUAUGCACGAAGAUGUUGUAUUUUGGAAAUGGAUCAAUGACACAACUCUAGGAUUAGUCACAAACACAGCUGUAUAUCAUUGGUCUAUGAAUGAUGAGACUUCGCCGCCAGAGAAGAUUUUUGAUCGGCAUGGAAACCUUGCUGGUUGUCAAAUCAUAAAUUAUCGCGUUAAUACAGACGAUAAAUGGAUGGUGUUAAUAGGAAUAGCAGCUGUGGAUGGAAGGGUCGCCGGAAACAUGCAGCUUUAUUCAUUAGAACGAAAAGUGAGUCAACCAAUCGAAGGACACGCUGCUGCGUUUUCUACAAUAAUGCUGGAAGGUGGCGUAUCACCAACUCGACUCUUCACAUUUGCAGUAAGAAAUGCAACCGGGGCAAAGCUUCAUAUUGUCGAGGUUGAUCAUAAAGAAGAGAACCCCGUUUUCGCAAAAAAGGCUGUGGAUGUAUUUUUCCCUGCCGAAGCCACAGGAGAUUUUCCCGUAUCGAUGCAGAUUAGCAAGAAAUAUAAUAUCAUAUUUCUUGUGACAAAAUUCGGUUUUAUUCAUCUUUAUGAUUUGGAGACGGGAACAUGUAUUUAUAUGAACAGAAUUAGCGGCGAAACGAUAUUUGUCACUGCAGAGUACGAAAAAACUAGUGGCAUCAUUGGAGUUAACCGAAAAGGACAGGUUUUGUCUGUAUCGGUGGACGAAAAUAAUAUAAUUCCAUAUAUUAGCGGAAUAAUCGGGAAUGCUGAUUUGGCUGUUCGGAUGGCUGCACGAAAUGAUUUGCCAGGAGCCGAAGAAUUAUAUAUGCAGAAAUUCUUGAACCUAUUCUUAGUGGCAAACUAUAGCGAAGCAGCCAAAGUUGCAGCUAAAUCACCACGAGGAUUUCUUCGUACUAAGGAAACACUUGAACGCUUCAAAUCAGUUCCCGUACCAACAGGGUCAAUUUCGCCUAUACUGCAAUAUUUCGGUAUAUUACUUGAAAAAGGUGAUCUAAAUAAAGAAGAAUCUAUUGAAUUGGCCAAGCCUGUAUUGCAACAAGGCCGCAAACAAUUAUUGGAAAAAUGGUUAAAGGAUGAUAAGCUUGAAACCACCGAAGAACUUGGCGAUGUGUGUCGUCAAUAUGAUGUACCACUUGCAUUAGCUGUAUAUCUUCGGGCGAAUGUUUCCAACAAGGUUAUUGCUUGUUUUGCCGAGCUUGGUCAAUAUGACAAGAUAAUCUGGUAUGCAAAGCAGAGUGGAUUCCAACCAGAAUACGCUACAUUAUUGCAACAAAUAAUGCGAUUGGAUCCCGAAAAAGGUGGUGAAUUUGCCACAUUGUUGGUGAAUGAUGAAAAUGGACCUUUAGUGGAUAUUGAGCGAGUUGUAGAUGUAUUCAUGUCCCAAAACCUGAUACAACAGGCAACAUCAUUUUUAUUAGACGCGCUGAAAGAUAACAAGCCAGAGCAUGCACAUUUACAAACUCGUCUACUUGAAAUGAAUUUGAUUCAUGCACCACAAGUUGCAGAUGCUAUUCUCGGCAAUGAAAUGUUCACUCACUAUGAUCGCCCUUCUAUCGCAAAAUUGUGCGAAAAAGCUGGACUAUAUCAAAGGGCUUUGGAACAUUACGAAGACAUAACAGAUAUCAAACGUGUAGUUGUACAUACUCACAUUUUAAACAUCGAGAAUCUACAAAUUGUCGUGCAAGUGGCUACCAAAUACUCUGAACAACUGCAGCCUUUAAAUCUGAUCAAGUUAUUUGAAGAUUUCAAAACAUACGAAGGUUUAUACUAUUAUCUCGGAUCGAUUGUCAAUCUCAGCACCGAUCCCGAUGUUCACUUCAAAUAUAUUCAAUCUGGCGUAAAAGCCGGACAAAUUAAAGAAGUUGAACGAAUUUGCAGGGAAAGCAAUUAUUAUGAUCCUGAAAAAGAAGCAAAACUUUCAGAUCAAUUACCGCUAAUCAUCGUCUGCGACAGAUUCGAUUUUGUCCAUGACCUCGUUCUCUUCCUAUAUCAACAGAACUUAACUAAAUAUAUUGAAGUAUACGUGCAAAAAGUGAAUCCUAGCCGCACACCAAUUGUCAUAGGCGGGUUACUCGAUGUUGACUGUGAUGAAGUUGUCAUCAAGAAUCUCCUAAUGUCUGUUAACGGCCCUUUACCUGUCGACCAAUUGGUAGAAGAAGUCGAAAAACGAAAUAGGUUGAAAUUGUUGUUACCGUGGCUUGAACUGCGUAUUAAUGAAGGAAGUAAAGAUCCUGCCGUUUACAAUGCCUUGGCGAAAAUAUACAUCGACAGUAACAAUAAUCCAGAAGCUUUUCUACGCGAGAACGAACGGGAUCCCUAUCUCGCAUUCAUUGCUUAUCAACGGGGACAAUGUGACAAGGAGCUUGUUAAAAUCACAAACGAGAAUACCAUGUUUAAACAUCAAGCAAGAUACUUGGUAAAACGGCGGGAUCCUCAGCUAUGGCAAUACGUACUUGGUUCAGAAAAUAUUCAUCGCAGAGCGUUAAUUGAUCAGGUGAAUAACACUGCUCUACCUGAAUCGAAUGAUCCAGAAGACGUAUCCAUAACUGUGAAAGCUUUCAUGGCCGCCGAUUUGCCUCUUGAGCUGAUUGAAAUGCUCGAGAAAUUGAUACUGGAAAAUACUGCUUUCAGCGAAAAUCGUAACUUGGAGAAUCUUCUUAUCCUUACAGCUAUUAAGGUAAUUAUGGAAUACGUCAAUAAAUUGAAUCAUUAUGAUGCUCCGGAUAUUGCUACCAUUGCUAUCGAUGCUCACCUUUAUGAAGAAGCUUUCACUAUAUUUAAGAAAUAUGAAGUUCAUACUAGUGCUAUUAAUGUCCUUAUUGAACACAUCGCAAGCAUUGAUCGUGCCGCAGAAUACGCUGAAAAAGUUGAUCAAUCAGAUGUUUGGAGCAGAUUGGCCAAGGCACAAAUUGAAGGCCUGAGAAUCAAAGAUUCUAUUGAUUCCUAUAUUCGUGCUGAUGAUCCGGCCAACUUCUCUGAAGUGAUCGAUAUUUCUUCGCGAGCCGGCAAAUAUGAAGAACUUGUCCGUUAUUUACAAAUGUGCCGCAAGCAUGUUCGUGAACCAUUGGUGGACAGUGAGCUUUUGUUUGCUUUCGCUAAAACUGAAAGGUUCCACGAUUUAGAGGAAUUUCUUAAUGGACCUAAUGUUGCCCAAAUACAAGCAACUGGUGAUCGAUGUUAUGAUGAUGAAUUAUAUGAGGCUGCUAAAAUAUUAUUCCAGAGUAUAUCCAAUUGGGCUCGUCUAGCUUCUACUCUCGUUCAUUUAGGAGAACAUCAAGCUGCUGUGGAUGGAGCACGCAAAGCAGGAAGUACAAAGGUUUGGAAAGAAGUACAUACCGCUUGUGUUCAACAUCGGGAAUUCCGAUUAGCGCAAAUUUGUGGAUUGAGUAUUGUUGUGCAUGCGGAAGAAUUACAAGAUGUAAUUUAUCUCUACGAAAGAAAUGGAUAUAUCGAUGAGCUCUUGACUUUACUUGAAAGUGGUUUGGGUUUGGAAAGAGCUCACAUGGGCAUGUUCACUGAAUUAGCAAUUUUAUACACCAAAUACCGCCCCGAUAAAACCGACGAGCACUUGCGCCUAUUUUGGAAUCGCCUAAAUAUCCCUAAAGUUAUAAGAGCUUGCGAAGAAGCACAUUUAUGGAAUGAGCAAGUGUUCUUAUAUGAGCACUAUGACGAAUUUGAUAAUGCUUCCCUCGCAAUAAUGACACAUGCUGCUGAUGCUUGGGAACAUAAUCGCUUUAAAGGGAUUAUUGUUAAAGUCAGCAACCUGGAAAUAUAUUACAAGGCUCUCAAAUUCUACUUAGAUGAACAUCCUAUAUUGCUUAAUGACCUACUUGCAGCUCUUACGCCUCGGAUUGACCAUACAAGAGUUGUUCAAAUGUUUGCCAAGUCUGAUAACAUACCUUUGAUUAAGUCAUAUUUAAUCUCAGUUCAGAAGGAAAAUAAUGAAGCAGUCAAUAAUGCAUAUAAUGAUGUCUUAAUCGAGGAAGAAGAUUACAAGUCGCUACGUGAUUCCAUUGACAAUUUUUCUAAUUUCGACAAUGUUAAAUUGGCAAAGAGACUUGAAGGCCAUGAAUUAUUAGAAUUUCGGCGAAUUGCCGCGCUGAUAUAUCGAAGGAAUAAACGAUGGGAAGAGUCUAUUGCUCUAUCAAAAGAAGACAAAUUAUACAAGGACGCAAUCGACACCGCAAACGGAUCACGCUCCACUGAAGUUGCUGAAGAGCUUUUAGAAUACUUUGUAAAAACGGGAAAUAAAGAAUGCUUCACAGCCUGCCUUUAUUCUUGUUAUGACUUACUUCGACCAGAUGUGGUGUUAGAAUUGUCCUGGAGAAAUGGAUUAACCGACUUUGCCAUGCCUUUUAUGAUUCAGUCUUUCAGAGAAUUAACCGUAAAGGUUAGUAAUAUAGAUCGGAAUAUGGAAGAAUUGAGGGCUAAAGAACGACAGCGAGAACAAAACGAAAACGAAACUCCAAUAAUUGGAGUCGGUCUCGGAAAUCAGUUGUUAAUAACACAAGGUCCUGGACAAGGAAUUCCACAAGGAUUUGGAACACCUUAUAAUGGAACGAAUGGUUACUCAAAUUAUUGA